Messenger RNA from Heterocephalus glaber (naked mole-rat), 924 nucleotides. It is a transcript of the gene Btc, whose product is annotated as betacellulin. Gene Ontology annotation, molecular function: epidermal growth factor receptor binding; growth factor activity. Lineage: Eukaryota; Metazoa; Chordata; Mammalia; Rodentia; Bathyergidae. The record is from RefSeq and is a predicted model, not a curated record. Gene Ontology annotation, biological process: positive regulation of mitotic nuclear division; epidermal growth factor receptor signaling pathway; positive regulation of cell population proliferation.
CCCACCCCACUCGUCCCGGGGCAGGGGACACAGGUGUCUGUCACCCGGAGCGGGCCGUGGGGCUCGGGCGGCCAAGGGCGGGACAUAAAUAGGGGGCGCCCUUGCCCUGGAGCUCCGGGACGCGCAGUCUCCUGCCAGCUCCAGUCGGCCGCGCUGAUCUGGAACGGCAGUGGCAACGGGAACGGGAAGGGGAACGGGAACGGGGACGAGAAUGGGGACAGGGACCAAGACGGGGCCCGGGACUGUGACCGCCCGCCCUGCCCCGCGCCGCAGAAUCGCGACCACGCCGCUGCCGCCCCCGCUGCUGCUGUUCCUGGGCCUGGGUCUCAUGCUCCUCCACUGUGUGCUGGCAGAUGAGAAUUCAACCAGAAGUCCCGCGACUCACGGUCCUCUCUGCAGAGAUCCUGUGGAAAACUGUACAGCCCCCACCACACAGCCGAAGCGGAAAGGCCACUUCUCCCGCUGCCCCAAGCAGUACAAGCAUUACUGCAUCAAGGGCAGAUGUCGCCUGGUGGUGGCUGAGCAGACACCCUCCUGCAUCUGUGAUGAGGGUUACACUGGAGCCCGGUGUGAGAGAGUUGACCUGUUCUACCUGCGAGGAGACAGAGGACAGAUUUUGGUGAUCUGUUUAAUAGCAGUGAUGGUCAUUUUUAUCAUUCUAGUCAUCAGUGUCUGCACAUGCUGUCAUCCUCUUCAGAAACAUCGUGAAGAAAGGAAGAAAGAAGAAGAAAGGGAAGCUUUGGGUAAAGAUACGACUCCUCUAAAUGAAGGCGUUGAAGAAACUAAUAUUGCUUGACAGCCAUGAAGUUUCCUCCCGGCUGGUCCAAGCUACACACUGCCUUGCUCAUUUGAAAACAGAAGGAACACGUCUCAGGAAAACAACUUGUAGAAAUGAACUUUAAAUACUGUACUUCUUAUUUUUAA